UAGAGACACAGGUUGCUAGGUAAGGGCAAGAACAGUGAGUGGAGUCAAACACCGUGAGCCUCAUGCUGGAGCGCAAGUGCAGCCUCGGCAGGGAAAAGAAUGUAGUAGAUUUCUUCCAAUGUAGGAACAAUAGUAUUUCAUCUAGAAGGGCUCUAGAAGUCCACACCAGGGCUGUUUGUAUUCUGAGUAACCUGACUCUGUUCUGCUCCACUAAACUGCGUUUUAUUUGGACUUUGCACAAAGGAGGAUCUGUCUGCUUGCAGGAAGGUGCGCUCGCGCAGGGAGGAGAGAACAGCAUCAGGUGGCAUUCAUGAAAUGGGCCCGAGCUGAUGCCCGCUACACUCGGCCCAGGACCCGGUUCUAGACAUGGCCGGGAGUCCAGAUGUACAUCCGGCCACACCUGGCGUCGUCAUGCUGGGGGGUGUUUUUAUUCUCCUGCUGCUCAGCAGUAAUGCUGUGUGGGGGGAUUCCAACACUGUUUCAAGUGACUUCAGAUCACAUAACGCCACCGGCCCCAACAUUGCUGCCAUUGUGGCUCCCACGGUGACGCUGGGACUGCUGGCCAUCAUCUUGGCCGUGGUGGCCUGGCUGCUGUGUGUAGUGAAGAAGAAACGUCAGACGGAAGGCACGUACAGACCCAGCGCUGAGGAACAAUGCGGCACUCGCAGCGUGGCCGCCACCGAUGUGCUGAAGCUACCAAAGGAGGAAAGACUCAUUUGACUUUGACCUUUGACCCGAGACUGGCCGUAGGCAUCAAAAAUAAGAUGCAUUUACUUACAGUGGCCUUGCCUGGCGCUGGUGAAGAACAACACGCAUCCUCAAGCUGAUUCUGAUAACGCAAAAGAGGAUCUUCAGUAUUUCAUCACCACCGACGGUUUCAAAGGCUUUAUUCAUGUUGUACUGUACAUUAUGUAGUAAAUCAAUAGCACUCUUUUACCUCAAACGUCUCCGUUUCGACUCACACACACAUUUUCAUGUGGUACAGUAGUGAUUCAACACCGGUUUACACUUUUAUUCUCAAUAAUUUAACGUUAAAUGAGUCAAUGAUCUCAUCAUUAUGGUUAUGUGCAUGUUUUUCCAAUAAAUUCCUGCUUUAUUUGUACACAAGUUGAGCAACUGCAGCACACCUGCAGCUUGGGUAAUCAAUAAUGGGCAUGUAUGGAGUAGGUCUUUAACCAAAAUGAUAUUUUUUUAAAUUAAUAAUUAUUAUUGUUAAGUUUUACUUAAAAAAAACAGCAAAAAUUAA
Dunckerocampus dactyliophorus (ringed pipefish) is the source of this 1246-nucleotide messenger RNA. RefSeq names its product crumbs homolog 3a (gene crb3a). The transcript has 4 exons. NCBI's taxonomy places the organism in Eukaryota, Metazoa, Chordata, Actinopteri, Syngnathiformes, Syngnathidae. The coding region runs from base 367 to 720 and encodes 117 amino acids. The record is from RefSeq and is a predicted model, not a curated record.